Messenger RNA from Setaria italica (foxtail millet), 830 nucleotides. RefSeq names its product translation initiation factor IF-2. Bases 1 to 648 code for a protein of 215 amino acids. NCBI's taxonomy places the organism in Eukaryota, Viridiplantae, Streptophyta, Magnoliopsida, Poales, Poaceae. The transcript has 3 exons. The record is from RefSeq and is a predicted model, not a curated record.
AUGACAUUGAGAAACAACCCUACUUAUUAUCUAAUUAAUGCGAACAAACUUCUCCUCAGGCUAUUCUCGGAGGUUCAAUCCACAACAAAUGACCAUCUGUCCCCCACAUCUUCCCCUCCCGCAUCUGUUCCCCACCCUCCCUCCCGCAUCGCUUCCUCCGCGCCCGCCGCCAUCUCCUCCCGCCGGCCCGGUGGAGGGGCGGUGCGCCGCGAUCUUGCUGGCGGCCCGCCCCGGCCGUCGACACCAGGCGCGGGCCGAAGUUGCGCCGCCCACCCUUCGUUGCCGCAGCAGGCCCAGGCACCCCGCUGCCCGUCUCCAAGCGCCCUUGGCCUCCCGCUCCACUCCGCCCACCUGCCCUCCGCCGGGGGCGGCCGCGCGUUUCGCGAGGUGAAUGCAGGGGUCGGGACAGGCGCAGCGGGCGCGGUAGGAGCGGUUGGGGGGGGGCCGUCGGCGACUAGCGUGCUCGAGCUGCUUGAGUGCCCUGUCUGCACCUGCUCCAUGUUCCCGCCCAUCCAUCAGAUGGGCUAUGCAAAAUUGAUGGCUUCUAAUGCCAGCACAUUGAAUAACCAGAUUUCCAGCCAAGCAUGCAAAAACUUCUUUAUCAUGUACCCCUCUCCUAUCUGGAUCUCAAGCAAACCAUGGAUGUAAGGAUGUAUCAUUCUGUGCAUUGUUUCUAGGAGCAGCCCUGUGCUCUGCUGUGGUUCCGCUUGAUUUAAUUCAAUCUAGUUCAAUCGGCUGUCACUAUCUUCUGCCUGUGCCGCUCGGUUUUUAGCCACUGCCUUUGGGUUACUGCAGCUCUGCAACAAUGAUUUGGUUCUGUUCUGCUGUCA